AGAGAGUUCAUAUUUUCUGAGAAAGAAAAAAUAGUUGAUAUUUUCUCCCUUUUGAAUUUAGAAUUGGGUCUCCCUUUGGUUCCUUCUUCUGAGUGAUCAUGGGUAUGCCCUGUCGUUGUUCCCAUACUUCCCACAUCACUGAAAUCAUCAUCACUAGCUUCUUUCGCCAUAAGUCUUAGAUCUUAUAAUAAUCUUCAUCCAUUCAUUCAGCUUAUAGCUAUGGCAUCUUAUUAAAAACAGAAACUAAUUCAUUCAUUUUUAGCUUUGUGAAAUAUAUAUUUAUAUAUAUAUAUAUAUGGCGGGUGGAAGUGUUUUUACAAAUGGUUCGAAUAUGAAUAUUUUGCUUCAGAAUCAACAAACUCCUCGUGGAUACACUUCUCAACCUCUUGAUUCUCUUUUCCUUUCUUCUUCUGCUCCUUUCUUUGGUUCAAGAUCUAUGUUGAGUUUUGAAGAUGUUGAUGGAGGGAAAAGGUGCAAUAGAUCAUUCUUGAACGGAUUCGAUAUGGACGAAAAUGGAGAUGAUGGAAUGGACGAAUACUUUCAUCAAUCAGAGAAGAAACGACGUCUGUCUAUAGAUCAAGUUCAAUUUCUUGAGAAAAGCUUUGAGGUAGAGAACAAGCUUGAACCAGAGAGAAAAACUAAGUUAGCAAAAGACCUUGGUUUGCAGCCACGACAAGUUGCUAUUUGGUUUCAAAAUCGCCGUGCAAGGUGGAAGACUAAACAGCUUGAGAAGGAUUAUGAAUCUCUUCAUCAUAGCUACCAGUCUCUUCAGACUGAUUAUGAUAAUCUCCUCAAAGAGAAAGAUAGGUUAAAGGCUGAGGUGGCAAGGCUAACAGAAAAGGUCGCAAGAGAGAAACAAGAGGGGAAAUUAGAUGAAUCUGAAAGUGAAAAAAAUGGAUUGAAGGAAUCAGUAAUGAAAAAGAGUAUGGUUGAUUCAGUUUCUGAGGGUGAAGGAUCCAAAGUGUCAAUUGUUGAAGCUUGUAAUAAUAAUAAUAAUAAUAAUAACAAAAUAGAAGAUAUUAGUUCAGCAAGAAGUGACAUUUUGGAUUGUGAAAGCCCGCGUUAUACGGAUGGAGUGUUAGUUAGAAAUGAUGCAUUUGAACCCGAAUAUCAAUCGGACAUAUCACAAGAUGAAGAAGAAAACUUGUUGCCUCCUUACAUCUUUACAAAACUUGAAGAUGUUAAUUACUCCAACCCACCUCAUACUUCAUCUACUUAUCAGUUUCAAGAGGAAGAAGAUCAUCAUGCUCUUUGGCCAUGGUCUUACUAGAUCAAUCCAUCUUUUUUCCUUCUCAUAUCAAUAUUAAUAGUAUAUAUAUCUUUUAAUCUUUAGUGAGUACUUGUGUGUGAGUAAUAAUGACUAAAAAAGUCAGAGCAAUGGCAAGUUGCCAACAUUUCGCUUCAUAUUUUGAAUGGUUGUGGAUCUUUUAGGACAGCAAUGGUGGUAUUUUUCCCCCAUUUUGUUACAUUGUAUAUUAUGAAGUUUUCGGUCUAAGUAAUUGAAAGAAUGAGAUAUGUUUCAGAAUAUUGUAUUUUAUUUCAAUUACCAAAGAAGUUACAAAAUGAGGUGUCAAAUAUAAGGUAAGAGUUAGUCUUCCACAA
Messenger RNA from Cicer arietinum (chickpea), 1602 nucleotides. RefSeq lists its product as uncharacterized. Gene Ontology annotation, cellular component: nucleus. Gene Ontology annotation, biological process: positive regulation of DNA-templated transcription. Lineage: Eukaryota; Viridiplantae; Streptophyta; Magnoliopsida; Fabales; Fabaceae. Gene Ontology annotation, molecular function: sequence-specific DNA binding; DNA-binding transcription factor activity, RNA polymerase II-specific. The record is from RefSeq and is a predicted model, not a curated record.